AUGUCUCGUCGCAGACCAAUCGACGAUUCAACUGGGUCACGGAUCCACAACAACGAAAGCAAGGUCUUUGUUUCUCAGUCAGGGGUUACAGCAACUGCUGCUACAAGUGGCUCGAACAUUGUACGGCCUCCAAGCGGCCCACGUGCCAUGCUGCCAGCAACGGCUAGCAUGUCGUCUGCUGUUCCCCAAGGGAGCUCGCAGCGCCAACCCCCUCUAGAACCAGCACACUCAGCUUCAGAUCCCCGUUCAAUCGUGGCCUCCGUGCCUAUGGAGUCGGUAUGGAAACCCAUUCCUCCUACCGACCCUCCACCUCCCCCGCCCAAGAAGGAAGAGAUGACUGUGGAGGAGAAGCGGGCGGCGUGGAGUGAACGGAUCGCGCUUCUGUCAGAUGUCGUCUCGGAACGCAUGAAGGCAGCGACGAUCGAACGCGACAUGCAGCACUACCGCAGUCUCAUUCAGUCCAAUCGGUUCGAGGCGUUCCCGGCUGCAGAAAAAACACGCACACAGACAAUCCUCAAACAAGUAGAAAUACGAUUAGAUGAGGAAAGGAAGGUCAUUGAUCAACUCGUUUCUCGUCUUGUAGACAUCGGCUUCUGGCCAGUCCUUGCGCCCUAUGACGUCCCAGCCUUCGAGGACAAGUACAAGGAUAUGAAGGACUCCGUCGAAGGUCUCGGUGGCAGCAUUGCCCAACUGCAGGAGAGAAUGGCAAAGGUCACCUUGCAACAUCAAAGUCGGAUGGCCGGAACAGCGGGGAGUUCCAUAGGCAUUGAUGCAGAGGGACCCGCGAAGAAGCGCAAGCGUCUUUUCCUCCCAGGAGACACACCGGAGGCAGCCUACCAUGCGUUGUCGAACGAUCCUGACCGAGAUCACGAGUCGGCCGAGAUGGAGAUAGCGGCUGACGGUCUUCAGGAUCGCAUUCGCAGCAUCGACCAUCGCGUGCUUGAACUCGACAACAGCUUAACGCAACACGUGCGAGACGUGAUCAGCGAAUUCGACACCAUGCUGGAUGAGAAAAUUGGUGAAAUCCUCACUGACCCAUCUACCGUUGCACAAGCAGGCGAUCUGGUUUCCCCGGUCGUGCAGCAAGCAAUCGAAAAGCUCAACAAGGAGGUGUCGGAAGCGGGCGGUGACAUUCAGGUAAUAGCAGAUGAGGUAGCCGAAUUGAUUGCGCAAUCGGGCAAUAUGACCAAGGAAAAUGUACGCUUACAGGUGGAGAACGAGAAGCUGCAGAUUGAAAUUGCAGAACUCCGAAAAAUCGUUCAAUCACAAAGCGAUUCUUAUACUGAUCUUACCAAGCGAAUGGCUGCGCUUCAGAUUGCCCUCACCAAACGCCUGAACGCCCCGCCACCUCCCCCUCCACCUCUGGAUCUCAUCAUAGAGGCACUGAAGCGUCCUACCGUCGAGAUAGUCCGUAAAGAAUUGACGAUCCAACUCGCCAAAUUUCGGGAGAAUGUGGAGGACAUAUUGCACACUCAGGCAGACGAUGUGCGGAACGCGCUAUGGCCUCAGCUUGUGCAGAGCAUGAAGAUGACCCAAUUGAUCAUGGCAUGGAAAGAAAGUUUCGACCCUCAAGGGGUCGAGCACAUUCCAGGGCGUUCUCAUCCCGAAGCAAGACCAACCGACUCCCUUGGGGGUACACCAUGA
Heterobasidion irregulare TC 32-1 is the source of this 1644-nucleotide messenger RNA. RefSeq lists its product as uncharacterized. Lineage: Eukaryota; Fungi; Basidiomycota; Agaricomycetes; Russulales; Bondarzewiaceae. Bases 1 to 1644 code for a protein of 547 amino acids. The record is from RefSeq and is a predicted model, not a curated record. The transcript is spliced from 3 exons.